Messenger RNA from Apis laboriosa (Himalayan honeybee), 1048 nucleotides. RefSeq names its product carbonyl reductase [NADPH] 1-like. The record is from RefSeq and is a predicted model, not a curated record. NCBI's taxonomy places the organism in Eukaryota, Metazoa, Arthropoda, Insecta, Hymenoptera, Apidae. Gene Ontology annotation, molecular function: carbonyl reductase (NADPH) activity. The transcript is spliced from 4 exons. The coding region runs from base 118 to 945 and encodes 275 amino acids.
CCUUACUAUACUGUAUUCAGUAAUUCAGUCUAUUGAAAUAUAAUAUUACCAGAAUAUUCUAUUUAAUUCUCUCUUGAUUAGUCAAUAAUAAAAAAUUGUUUAAUUAAAAUAUUCAACAUGACACGUGUAGCUGUUGUAACUGGUGGAAAUAAAGGCAUUGGAUUUGCUAUCGUAAAAAAACUUUGCAAACAAUUUGAUGGAGUUGUAUAUUUAACAGCUCGUGAUGUCAAUCGAGGAUUGAAUGCGAUUAAGCAGCUUGAAAAACAAGGUCUAAAACCCAAAUUUCAUCAGCUUGAUAUUACUGAUGAUAAUAGUAUCUCUACUUUUUAUAAUUAUUUAGAACAAAAAUAUAAAGGACUUGAUAUAUUAGUUAACAAUGCUGCUAUUGCAUUUAAAAUGGAUGCUAAAGAACCUUUUUCUAUACAAGCUGCAGAAACAUUGAAAACAAAUUAUUUUGGUUUAAGAAAAGUAUGUAGCAAACUUUAUCCAUUAUUAAAACCACAUGCACGUGUAGUACAUGUAUCAAGUUCUUCUGGUCACUUAUCAUUAAUUCCUAGUGAAGCACUAAGAAAUAGAUUUUUAAAUCCAAAUCUUACAGAGGAAGAAUUAGACAAUAUUAUGCAUGAAUUUGUUGAUGCUGCAAAGACAAAUACACAUUUAGAAAAAGGGUGGGCAAAUUCUGCUUAUGUUGUAAGUAAAGUGGGAGUAUCUGCUUUAGCUAGAGUUCAUCAAAGAAUAUUUAACUCAGAUUCUAGACAAGAUCUAGUAGUAAAUGCUGUACAUCCUGGUUAUGUAGACACUGAUAUGACUAGUCAUCGAGGUACUUUAACACCUGAUCAAGGUGCUGAGGCUCCUGUUUUUUGUGCAUUAUUGCCAGAAAAUACAAAUAUAAAGGGUAAAUACAUUUGGUACGAUAAAUCAUUAGUAGAUUGGACAAAAGCUUAAAUGCAGAACAAUAUAAUUUGAUUUUUUGUUAUAUGUUCAUUUCUUUAUUUCUAAAAUAAUAUUUGUUUUAUUAUUUAUAUAACAUUUUUUUUUUAUAAAAUUU